This is a messenger RNA of Colias croceus (clouded yellow), 3820 nucleotides long. RefSeq lists its product as uncharacterized. The record is from RefSeq and is a predicted model, not a curated record. Bases 293 to 2446 code for a protein of 717 amino acids. The transcript is spliced from 7 exons. NCBI's taxonomy places the organism in Eukaryota, Metazoa, Arthropoda, Insecta, Lepidoptera, Pieridae. Gene Ontology annotation, cellular component: cytoplasm.
CAAAAUGAAACGUCAAAUCGUCAAAACUCAAAACAAUAUUACUAAUUUUGAUUUUUGAAAUACAUGUGUUUUCGUGUGUAUUCAGUGGAUAUAAAAUAAAUUAUUAAUUUUAAUUUAAUACCUUAUAUAUUCACUAAAGUGUAAAAAUCAAUAAUAUUCGAAACUAGUUCACAGCAUUGUUAUUUUGGGUAUACUAUUUUUGUCCGCUCUACAUUUAGUGCAUUGAUAUAAUUUUGACACCUAGGAAAAGAAUGAGUUCCUGCAGGAUUGCACCGCGCAUGGUAUUAUUGUAAUGGUGAUAAUGUCGUGUGCCGGCAUGGGCGAUGUUGGGUUGCGCGAGCGCUUGCCCGCCCUCUGGCGGCGGAUAGAGGACGCGCACUAUAGCUACCUGGAGACCGAUGAUAGUCCGGAGAAACUACAGCAGAAGAAGAAGCUACAAGGUUACAUAACAGAAUACCUGUGUCUCGUGCCUCAUGAGUGUAAAUUUGGCCUCUCUGAAACCGGCAAGGUGUUCCAACGUACGAUCAACGAAUUGCCUGAUUAUAGUGCGUAUAGAGCUGGUAUAGGAUGGGCGGCUGUUGCUAGGUACGCUGGCAAUCUACUCGCUCAACCCUGGAGGAAGGAGUAUAAGGUUAUACGGCUAUAUUCGGGCUUCUACAAACACGAAGUGGAAGCAAAUCUAACAGGCGCGGAAGUAUUGUUACACGCGCUGGGGUAUCGCGCGUCGGGCUCGGGCCGGCUUGCGCUAGACGGGCCCGCGUGCCCCGACAUGGCGGCCGCGCUCUCAAGGGACGCUCUCAUUGCACAGUGCGAGUGCCAGAUAAUGUCCCAAAUAUGGGAGUCCGUAUGGGGCAAUGGUGGUCGCGUGUCGUGGGCUGAGAUCGCGAGGGACCGGGCUUCUUUCCCGUCAGAUAUUAGUACUGCAGCUACUAGGCUUAUUGGAUAUGCUGAAGAAGCAGAAAUCUAUUCGAACAUUCCCGCACAAUCUGACCCUCGACGAUCGCUGGAUAGCAACUACCCUCUCCCUUGUAACUGUCCGGAAAUAGAGGAACCGAUACAACCCCUAAUUCACCCUUACAUGAUGCAAAAUAUGCUCCCUCAAAUGAUGUAUCCACCAGAUAUGUCGAUGCAAGUCCCUCAAUGUAACCCGGUCCCCAUCAUGGCCCCGUACGUGCCCUACUACUACCCCGUACAGGCCCCAUACAUGAUCCCCACACCGGUUUACGCGCCAAUAAAACACGCGACAAAUGUACCAGUAAAUGGAUAUCCACCGCAGUACAGACUGCCAUCAGUUCCUUCAGUACCGACCGCACAAUUGAUCGAAUUAGAUUACGAGAAAGAUGUAGAAAGAAACGACAAACGACGGCACAGGCACGAGUCAAAGAAAACUUCCAAAACGACGUACAGUGAUGUGUCGUUACCGAGCUUUCCAAGAUCAGACACACAACCAACGUUAAGUAAGGCAAAAGAAGAUGGGAUGGGGACGUAUGAAAGCUGGGAUUAUGUAUUCAGAAAUCUAUCGAGUAAGCACCAAGAAGGAGAUAGUAGGAGUGGUUUUUCGCAAUCUCUAGACAGGGAUUCAAGAACGCUAGAUAGACUGGAUAGAGAAGAAAAGAGAUCUAAAUACCAGCCUACUACGCUCGAUUUAGAAGAUGGGUUACAAGCGUUAAAUCUAGACAGAUCGUACGACGAGGAAAUGUACCGAACCGCUAAAGUCAACGAGAAUCUAAUGAGGCUAAAACAAGAACAAGAGAAGAAGAGAGCGAAGAGGCAAAUAGAAGAGAAAAGAGUCAAGAAAACAGAAGCAAUCGGAAAUCCAAAAGCAGAUGGUUUAGUCACACAGAAAGUCGCUCCGGACAAAGUGAAAUUAUUAACGAAGAAAGAAAUAAAAGAUAGGAAAGAAGUUAUAAAGCAGACUAACGGACAAGUUAGUGAAGAGAAGAAGUUGAAAAAGAAAGAUAAAGAAGAAAUUAGGAAACCGGUGAAGUUGGUAGCUGCUGAAAUGGAUAGGUCUAAGAAGCCGGUGGAAAAUGGAGUGCACAAGCCGCACAGCGCUAAAAGUGUAGCAGGCUCUAGCACACCUUACGACCACAAAGCUCAACUCAUAGUAUCGUUAGACGAACCGGAUUCACGGAAACAGAACGGCGAACGAAUCACGCCCGAGCGGCAAAUAGUUCAAACGGAUCAAACGGACCAAAUGAAUCAAACGAAUCAAAUGAAUCAAAUGAACCAAACGAGAAAGUGGCAAUGCGGUACAUGCACGUAUUUGAACAAGGACAGUUUGCAAGCGUGCGAAAUGUGCGGUAAGUCGAAGAAGGGCCCAGAAAUAGAGCCCCUAACGUCUGGUGGAAGGGAGUGUCCUACUUGUACGUUGGUUAACAAGCGGGAAGCGAGGGCCUGUGACGCGUGCGGUACUAGUUUGGACCAUUGCCCCACUUAUAUUUGAAUUAUCGAUUAUUUUGUUGAAUUGGGGGUAGUUUUGGAAACUAUGAUUUUGAGGGUAGUUCGAGUUUUUCACUGACUUGCCAAAAAGAAGGUUCUCAUUUUGGUCGGUUUUUUCUUUAUAUGAGUUAAUAUGGUAGCAAUAUGUGUGAUUCAGUAAAAUAUUUGUUAUUUUAAUACAAAUCUUUAAGAAGCCUAUGUAAAAGUUUACAUAACUCCCCCCCUUUGACUGUAACAUAGUCGAUAUAAAUACAGGAGUUUUGUCAAACCUCACAUAUAUUAUUUUUGUUUAGAUAGUCGUUCGUAAUUUUAUAGUUACACAUACCUCUAAAUCUCAUUUUGUGUUUGUGUAUUGAUAGAUAUCAGAAAUUAUUUUGUGUACAGGUCAAUUAAAUAUUUUAUCCUAUAGUUCAUAUUUGUAGGGUAUGUUUUGUCGCUAUUUCCAUAAAAAUCAAUAUUAAAAGUGAAUUGUAGUCAAUAACACAAAUUACACCUUAUGGCUCUAUGUUUUAAAGUUUAUUUUUAAAUAACCUGAGGGAUUUAAUCGAUUGACUUGACUUAGAUUUUUUACAAUAUCCAAAUCUAUUUUGAUCCUAUAGGAGUGGUCAAGAAAUUAAUAUAACCUAAAAAUAUAGGAUUUUAAGUGAGGUCUAAUUUUUUAUUCAGUCAUAUUGAAGAAUAUAUAACGAAAUAACAUUUAAUGGCUGCGUUCUAAAAUAACACGCAUUUUCAAAAUGCAUUUUAUAAGUUUGUAUUUAGAUCGUAGUCCUAGCUGAAAUUAUUAUCUCUGUUUUGCUCAGACAAUAGGGAAUGUUAAUGGGCUAGAGUAGGACGGCAUUAUCGUAUAUUUAUUAGCGUUGCAUUCGAUUUUAAUGCGAGUUUGGAAUAAAUGUGUAUUGGGAAUGUUUUCAUAAUUUAUUUUGUUUUUUUAAUAUCUGUCCAUUGUUUUUUGUAACUUAUAGUGAGUGUAUUUAAUGGGAAUGUUAUUUUUAUUUUUUAUUGUUUAAAAAUUAAAAUUAUGAAUGCAAGCGAUCUUGUUACAUUAUAUAGAUAUAUUUCUAUUUAUAAAUAUAAUGCGGCACUAUUUAAAAUGGAGGGAAAUUUUCCGGGCGUUAUUUCUAUUAAAAAUAUACAGUCAAACAUUAAAAAGAUUGUUUUUUUAAAUAUUGUAAAAUAUUAUUUUUUCAAACAAUAACUUCUUAUUAAAAAUUAAAAUGUAGUGAUUUCACUUCUUCCAAAUUUACCUUUUUGUGUUUGUUAUUUUGGCGCCUUUUGUAAGAGAUCUUGAUCGUUUAAAGUUUAAACCAGAAGAUGGCGUUGGUAUGAAUAAUUUAUUAGCAUAACUUAUAAAAUAUGUACACUUUUUAAUAAAGUUUGA